This is a messenger RNA of Heterotrigona itama, 1452 nucleotides long. The record is from the annotation of a GenBank genome assembly. Lineage: Eukaryota; Metazoa; Arthropoda; Insecta; Hymenoptera; Apidae.
CCUAUACAUCCGGCAAAAUAGAACUAAAAUUUUGUAGGACACGAUACGUGUAAGUUGACAAAACAAUAUUGUGUUUUGUUCGAUUAAGUGGAAUGUUGUCUUCAAUGUUUAUUAAAAAUAAUUCAUGGGCAUUUGUGUGAAAAAAAAUGAGAUCCUUUCAAGAGACGUCGAAUUGAACGUUUACGUAAAAAUUACAAUCGCGAAGGUGUCUGGAUUCGAGGCUUUGUAGAAAUACAUCUAUGUAUGUCUUGAAAAUUACCGGCAGUCAUUGCGAGAGUUUUGUGAUGAAGGGAUUGUCGCCCAAGGAGGGCAAAUUUUAAGAACGUUCACUUGAGCCGAGAAUGCCGGUGAAAGUUGACGUAGUACCACCACCGCCCGCAAACUCAAAGCAGCCGGGUGUCACAAAAUCUUUGCUCUAUAACGGUUCGCGAUUUCAGGGUUCUCAAAAGUCUAAAGGCAACAGCUACGACGUAGAAGUAGUUUUGCAGCACGUAGAUGAAGAAAAUAGCUAUUUAUGUGGCUAUUUAAAAAUUAAAGGUCUCACAGAGGAGUUUCCCACUUUAACUACAUUUUUCGAUGGUGAAAUUAUAUCAAAGAAAUAUCCAUUUUUAACUCGUAAAUGGGAUGCAGAUGAAGAUGUUGAUAGGAAACAUUGGAGCAAAUUUGAAUCAUUUCGUCAAUAUGCCAAGACAUUUAAUUCAGACACAUUUGAUUACGAGGCUUUGAAAGGAACUGACUUUGUUUUUAUGAGGUGGAAAGAACAUUUUUUGGUCCCUGACCAUACUAUUAAAGAUAUCAACGGUGCCUCAUUUGCAGGAUUUUACUAUAUUUGCUUCCAAAAAUCUGCUGCUACAAUCGAAGGCUUUUAUUAUCAUCGUAGUUCCGAGUGGUAGUAUUAUUUGAUAUAUUUAUGAUAUAUUUAUGAUAUAUUAUUUGAUAUAUUUAUAGAUAAAUAUAUUCUUAAAUUUUAUUUAUUAAAUAUCUUCAUAAUUUCAAAUAAUAUUUCAGUUUUAGUUAUAUGUAUUUUAUAUUAAGAAAUUAUAACUUUUGCAUGUUCAUAUUUGUAUAUUUAUAUUUUAUAAAAAUAAUAAUAGGGUUUUUAUCAUUUUAGGUAUCAAUCUUUAAAUUUAAAACAUGUCCCAGAACAUAGCAUACAAAUCUAUGAGUUCAGGUGAAAUCAAUGACUUUCACUCAGUUAUCUUUCGAAAUUUAUAUUUUGCCUAUCCUAGCAUACAGAUCUCAUAAAAAUCAACUUUUCAAGUAGUUUCAAUCAAUUUAAAUAAUCAACAAUUUUUAAAUUGUUUAUGUUAAAAGGUACUUGAAAGAAUAUACAUUAUCUAUCUUAAUAAAGUAUUUCUUAGAUUUUUUAAAAAUAGUCAUACUAAUGUAUAUGAUAUAUAAUAUAUAUUUACUUUAUAUAAACAUUAGAUUUUCGUAAAAGAAAAGUCAUAA